AUGGAUAUUGAUCCUUUUAUGAAUGCGGACGUUUUCAAUGUCCACGACAUUGCAGAAAUUGAAGAUUUUUUAAAUAAUUGCGAUGGGGAUUUUAUGACAAAAUUAGAACAGGAACUUACUUUUGUGGACAAUACAAAUGAAACAGGGCUGUUGGACAUUGAUACGAAAUGCAAGCCUGAAAUUUCAUCAUCUCCACAAGUUUCGCCAAAUUAUAAUCAUACCGGGAACCCAGUGAUGUCACAGCACACGCAUAGAAUUAGGCCAACGCCCCCGAUCAGUAAACCAAUGCAAGGUGGAUAUAUUAAAGAAGAGAAAUUCAAUUUGCCAACAUCCCUUGAGAAUGCGUCCGUGACGUUUCCUGAAGUUAUACCACAACAGAGGACUCAAGUUCAAAAUCAGCCGAUGAUUUUUCAACAAGUAGUACAGAGCCCCGUGUUUGUUAAUUUGGGUCCGGCUGGAAAUAUCCAACCUAUGCCUGACAAAAGGUCAAAUGUCAUUCAAGUUGAUAAUGUUCCACAAGUAAAUAAAACUAGCCCCCUAAAACAGCAGAGUCAACCUCUACUGAUACAAAACAAUCCCAAAGGUGUACCUUUUAUAUUAAAAAGUUCUGAUUCUAAUUUCUCACCAGUGUUAUUGCAGUCGAAUAUCAUUAACCCAAAGACACAAACGUUGAUGUAUACCAGUACUCCAUUACAGGUUUCAAGCACGAACCAAAAUAUUAUUACAAAUGCAAAGGCAGGAUCGGAGACAACACCCAUACACACAUUUUUUACAAACAGUAACGGUACUACUUUAUUGACGGGAAUACCUGCAGUUGUACUCGAAGGUGAUAAAAUUGCUUUAAACCCUGCACCAAACAUUGGACCUCCAAAAGUGAAAGAAGUGAAACGCAGUGCUCACAAUGCCAUUGAAAGACGUUACAGAACUAGUAUUAAUGAUAGAAUAGUGGAAUUGAAGAAUAUGCUUGUUGGUGAAGAGGCUAAGUUGAACAAGUCAGCAAUAUUGCGUAAAACAAUUGAGUACAUUAAGUAUUUGCGAAGUCAGAACACUAGGUUAAAACAAGAAAAUAUAGCUCUUAAACAGGUUUGUCAAAAGUCUGGAGUUAAAGAGCCAAUAUUUGAAGGAGGUUAUACUCCGCCACAUAGUGAUGUGUCAUCACCUUAUCAUUCUCCACAUUCAAUUGACAGCGACACACCUUCUUCACCAGAAUACAAGACUGAAGAUAAAUACUCAAAGAUAGUAAUGGGUAUGGGUGAUCAUUCACGACUGGCGUUAUGUGCCUUCAUGGUUGGGCUUAUUGCUUUCAACCCAUUUAGCACAUUCUUUAGCAGUUUUACAACAGAGUAUACAACUACAGAUUUCAAUGCAAGAAUUGAUCAAAGGAAAAUUCUAUCAGAAGAUGAUUCAAGUUAUGAAGGAUCAUCUUGGGCGAUUUGGGUUUUUAAUACAUUCUUUAUAUAUCUUGUUAACUUUGUAAUACUUGGAGGCUGUUUGGUAAAGUUACUAGUUUAUGGAGAUUCUGUACCAAAAAGUCAGUCCAAGGAAGCUGGUUUAUUUUACAAACAUAAAAGGCUUGCUGGCAACCAUCUCAAAAAGGGCGAUCUAAAUAAUACGCGACUAGAACUCCAUCGAGCAUUGGAAGCAUGUGGAAGAAGUGUCCAGGCAGGUGGCCCAGGUCAAGCUAAGUACACGGCCCUCACAGCGGCUGUGCUUCGGCAGUUGCUGCAGAGAUUACCGUUCGGUGGCUUCCUUGCACGUCGCGCUGGAGAUCUGUGGAGGGACAGUCCAACAAGACGAGCUACGUUGCACUGGGCAACGGAGGUUUCUUCUGUUUCGCAUCAACUAGCCCAGCUGGAGAUCCUGUCGGAUCACAGAGGGCGCAGCGAACGAUUGUUGCUAGCGCUCCAAGCGAUUAAUUUGGCUGAGGUCGCCGGGAACAGACAAUUACUGGCCGACACGUACGUCACGGCGGCUUUAGUCUUUAAAGAUUAUAUGCCUAAGAUCGGAAACUGGUUGUGCGGGUAUUACUUGCGCGCGUGUCGUAGUGCGAGCGCGGAGUCGUGCGGCGGGUGGAGCGCGUGCAGCGUGCGGGUGCGGUGGGCGGCCAGCGCGCGCGGACAGCACUUCCUGCGCACCCAGAGGUGGUCGUACGACUCGGACCAUCCCCCCGCCAAACUCUUCUCCAGGCUGCCCGACCCGGCAGACCCACUCGCUUAUGCAAUGAGGGCGUAUCACUUGGAGAUUUUACAGAGGAGUCUCCAGAUGUUGUUAUGCGCGGACGAACGGACAAACACUCGGGACGUUCUCGAUCUCGUUAAAUUCAUAACCGACGACGUCUCAACCGAUGCGCCCCAACACACUGGUUGCUGGGAUCCGGUGAUGGAAUGGUGGGCGAACAUAGUCGGCGUCGCAGCCACUUGGCUAUUGGCUGAGACAGGACGGGCGGUCGACAUCGCCGAUAGGCUAGAUCUGUUGCCGGAGUCGCUCAUCAACUGCGAAGACCCACUACCGGGCGCUUUGCACAUGGCGUACAAAAGCAGACGCGGACUGUACAGUCUCGCGCAGUGUCGGGAUGAGCGAUCCGUCGAGAGGACAUCGGAAACAAUCCUCAAGGUCUGCGAUCUUGCUGGUGCCCGACUGGCGGACUCGUUGGCUUAUUACUGCUGCAGGAAACCGACUCAACUGAUGAUGCUAAUGCAGGUGUUGUGCUGCGAUUGGAUGUUAGAGGUACGCGCGGGCGUGUGGGAGGCCACCUCCGGCCUCAGGUCGAGUCCCGCUCCGCAUCAACAGCUGCGAGCCUUCCAACGGGACCUUCACUCUCUGAGGAGGCUGUCACAGAGCUUACCGUGGGUUACAUCUCGCGUAUUCUUACAAUCGGCGGUUUGUCGCAUGAUGGCGGGUGCCGCGCCGCGCAGGACACAACAACUGCUCGACGGGAGUCUCCGGCCUAGAUUCAACCGAGCGUCUAUAAUAUGCGGAAAGGAGCGCGCUCUGGAAGGCGGCGGCGGCGACGGAGAGCGAGCCGUAGCCCUAUAUAUGGCUUGCAAGCAUCUCCCCGCUGCGGUGUUGGCGGCGCCGGGCGAGCGGGCCGGCAUGCUGGCUCAAGCUGCCGCCACGCUGCAAAAGAUCGGACACCGCAGUCGACUGCCGCACUGUUAUAAUCUAAUGAAAUCAUUCGGAACCCUACCAUCAGCGCCGUGACGAAAUGUCUAACAUAUAAACCACGUAGUCGGAACAUGAAAACUAUAUAACAGUAUAAAAUACUGAAUAAAGCUAUUUAUAUAUGAAAUAUUAA
Molecule: messenger RNA, 3295 nt
Organism: Bombyx mandarina (wild silkworm)
Lineage: Eukaryota; Metazoa; Arthropoda; Insecta; Lepidoptera; Bombycidae
Gene: SREBP
Product: Sterol regulatory element binding protein
Biological process (GO): regulation of transcription by RNA polymerase II
Cellular component (GO): nucleus
Molecular function (GO): protein dimerization activity; RNA polymerase II cis-regulatory region sequence-specific DNA binding; DNA-binding transcription factor activity, RNA polymerase II-specific
Source: RefSeq, a predicted model, not a curated record